Molecule: messenger RNA, 520 nt
Organism: Sinocyclocheilus rhinocerous
Lineage: Eukaryota; Metazoa; Chordata; Actinopteri; Cypriniformes; Cyprinidae
Product: oral cancer-overexpressed protein 1-like
Exons: 5
Coding region: 85-501 (138 amino acids)
Source: RefSeq, a predicted model, not a curated record
CAUAUGUCAACAUCAGGCCAACUGGAACGAAGAAGAGCGAUUUCGGAAAUUCGGGAUAGAAAACCCAAAUAAUUUUUUGUAAAAAUGGCUUUUGUGUCCAGUAGUGAUGAUUUAUUUGACUCCGUUAUCAUGGCAGAUGACAGGUUUCAUGAUGAAGGGUAUCAGGAAGGGUUUGAGAAGGGAACUCGACAGGGAACCAUCGAGGGUAGAAAUCACGGACGGCUACACGGAGCCAAACUCGGUGCACAGGUUUCUUUUUAUUAUGGAUUUGCCCUUGCAUUUAAAUAUCUCCUUCAAAACAGUAGUGAUAUUAAAGCAAGAAAAAGGCUGAAAGCUAUGGAAUCUUUGAUUGGAUUGAUCCAGAACUUCCCAUAUGAGGACCCACAGUAUGAGAAACUUCAAGAGGACAUGGAAAGGGCGUGUGCCAAGUUUAGACAGGUGUGCUCUUUACUGAACCUGGCAACAGAAUAUGUGAGUGGAUCAACGGGAAUGUCCUUCUAAGACGACAGGAGCCUUACAG